AUAUCUUUUUACGCUAAAGCUGGGUUGAAAAAAUGAACGUUUUGUGUUUGCUAAUGGGGAGCCACGUGAUUUUGAAACUGGGGACUGAGUGAUGGCUUUGCUGAAUUUCAUCUAUAUAAAUUUCUGUAUUUCUUUGUCCGAUGGCCUCAAGAAUUGGCGGUAGGGCUCCCUCAGAACAGCAGCAAAAAACAGCUAGUAAUCAAACUGUAGAGACAAAAUCUCGCAGGCCCUCACCUUUACAGAUUUCAAAGACAAGCAAAUCAGAGCCGGCUACACCCAAAAAGUUACCAAGAUCUGUGCAACAAAAUCCAUUGAAGCAGGCCAAUGUAGAAAGUACAGAUAACCAAAAAACACAAUAUUUUCAACAGAAGGGUUCAGCCAAUUUGGGACCUGAUAAAUUAGAGUCAAAUGCCUCGUCGGAUAGUCUGAAGGGACUGCCAAAGAAGGCAAAUCUUGCUGUAAAUGACACUAGGGGCUCAAUUGAAGGGGUUGGGGAAGAAAAGAAAACAUCUGAGUACAGCAGUGUGAAGGAUAGCUCAGCUUCUGCCAAAGUUAGUGAUGGAACCAGCAGUCUCACCAAGACCAGUGGUAGUGCCAAAAUUAGCGAUCGUGCUGAUUUUGUUGAGAGUGGCAAGAGCAGUAUAUGCAGAGGAAGUACAAGCAGUGAUGUGAGUGAUGAGAGCAGCUGCAGCAGCUUAAGUAGCAGCAUCAGCAAGCCUCACAAAGCAAACGAUUCGAGAUGGGAAGCCAUACAGGCUGUAAGAGCCAAAGAUGGGGUGCUGGGUUUGAGCCAUUUCAGAUUGCUGAAGAGGUUGGGCUGCGGGGAUAUUGGGAGUGUCUAUUUGUCAGAGUUGAGUGGGACGAAGUCUUAUUUUGCAAUGAAGGUUAUGGACAAGACUUCUCUGGCAAGCCGUAAGAAGCUGCUUCGGGCUCAGACAGAAAGAGAGAUACUGCAGUCUUUGGAUCACCCAUUUCUCCCAACAUUGUAUACCCACUUUGAGACUGACAAGUUCUCAUGUUUAGUGAUGGAAUUUUGUCCUGGUGGAGACUUGCACACACUUAGGCAAAGACAGCUAGGGAAGCAUUUUUCCGAGCAGGCAGUGAAGUUUUAUGUAGCAGAGGUCCUCUUAGCUCUUGAGUACCUCCACAUGCUUGGGAUAGUCUACCGUGACCUCAAGCCAGAAAAUGUCCUUGUUAGAGAAGAUGGUCACAUAAUGCUCUCGGAUUUUGAUCUCUCUCUCCGAUGUUCUGUCAGCCCAACACUUGUGAAAUCUGCGUCAAUUGAAUCUGACCCCUUCCGGAAGAAUCCUGUGUACUGUGUCCAGCCAGCUUGCAUUCAACCCUCUUGCAUUCAACCUUCUUGUGUAGCCCCAACCACAUGCUUUUCGCCGCGCCUCUUUUCCAGCAAGUCAAAGAAGGAGCGGAAGCCUAAAAAUGAGAUCGGGAACCAAGUCAGUCCAUUGCCGGAGCUCAUCGCUGAGCCAACAGGGGCAAGGUCGAUGUCAUUUGUUGGGACCCAUGAGUACUUGGCUCCUGAAAUAAUCAAAGGUGAAGGUCAUGGGAGUGCUGUAGACUGGUGGACUUUUGGGAUCUUUCUAUAUGAGCUCUUGUUCGGUAAGACUCCCUUCAAAGGGUCGGGUAACCGGGCAACCCUUCUCAAUGUAGUGGGUCAGCCACUUCGGUUCCCGGAGUCACCAAUUGUCAGUUUCUCAGCAAGGGAUUUGAUAAGGGGCCUUCUCGUAAAGGAACCACAGCAUAGGUUGGCAUACAAGCGUGGGGCAACAGAAAUCAAGCAACACCCCUUCUUUGAAGGAGUAAAUUGGGCUUUGAUACGCUGUGCAAGCCCACCUGAGAUUCCUAAACCGGUAGAGAUUGAGAAGAUUCCGGCACCCACAGCAUCAACUAGCGAGAAGGUUGCUGCUGCAGAUCAGAAAAGCUCUGAUAAUUAUCUUGAAUUUGAUUUCUUUUAGUGAUUCAGUGGACUCAUGCAAUUCGUUUAUAAUCAAGGGAAGAUGUAGAGUUUUCUGAACAUUUCAGAGAUAGGUUGUGGUGGUGGUUCUUGACAGGGAAGGGGUUUGGGUGAGGAGGAGGUUCAUAUAUGGAUAGAUCAUAUGUUUGUUGUAUUGGGAACGAUACCAAAUUUGUAUUGCAAAAAUAGAAGUGUUAAAUCAUCUUCUUUUUUUAUUUUCUAUAUAAUUGUUGAAGAUUCAUGCUGGAGUUGGAAA
Messenger RNA from Telopea speciosissima, 2225 nucleotides. RefSeq names its product serine/threonine-protein kinase D6PKL2. Gene Ontology annotation, molecular function: protein serine/threonine kinase activity; ATP binding. Gene Ontology annotation, biological process: protein phosphorylation. The transcript has 2 exons. The record is from RefSeq and is a predicted model, not a curated record. Gene Ontology annotation, cellular component: cytoplasm; nucleus; plasma membrane. Lineage: Eukaryota; Viridiplantae; Streptophyta; Magnoliopsida; Proteales; Proteaceae. The coding region runs from base 141 to 1970 and encodes 609 amino acids.